This is a messenger RNA of Aricia agestis (brown argus), 1211 nucleotides long. RefSeq lists its product as uncharacterized. Bases 262 to 1143 code for a protein of 293 amino acids. The transcript has 2 exons. The record is from RefSeq and is a predicted model, not a curated record. Gene Ontology annotation, molecular function: DNA binding. NCBI's taxonomy places the organism in Eukaryota, Metazoa, Arthropoda, Insecta, Lepidoptera, Lycaenidae. Gene Ontology annotation, biological process: regulation of transcription by RNA polymerase II. Gene Ontology annotation, cellular component: nucleus; transcription regulator complex.
GCACACGGCGUAUUUUAAACGCGCUGACGACGCGCGUUUCAGGAACGCGCUUCUUCGGCGCCGUAAACGCUGAUAGUUGCGUUUGCACUGAUAAUAGAAACGCGCGCAUGAAGCGCGUAUACGUGCAUUUGAAGCGGUACAAACGCGCGUACAAAGGAGCGGAGUACGGGCAGAGGGGGUGGGGGUGCUCACGCCACCACUGCGCCCGCGCCUCAGUUGCAAUAAGGUUUUAUUGUGUGCUGCGCGUGUAUUUCGUUUAAAAUGGAACCCUUCGACACCGACCGCUUUAUAACAGAAAUAAACAAUCGUCCAGCUACAUGGAAUUCACUACUGCCCGAAUAUUCAAACAAAGUGUUAAAAAGAAAUGCUUGGGAUGAAUUGUGCCACAUUUUUUAUGACAAUUUCAAUGAAAAAACCAGUAAGGAAAAAAACCUGGCAGUCAUUGAACUUCAAAGAAAAUGGAAGAGUAUUAAGGACGCUUAUAAAAGAGACAAAGCGAAGAACAAUAACUGUUCCAGUGGAUCUGGAGCUAAACCUAGAAGACCCUACAUAUAUUCCAAUUUGCUAACUUUUUUAGACCCGCUUUACGAAAUAAGAUCUCCAAGUCAAAAUGAUGAUGCAGCUCUGCGGAAUAACCAAGACUGUGAUUUUCAAAAACCACAUUCACCAAAGAAGUCUAAAAAGACUCCAAAACAUGAAGACCCACAAGACAAAUUGUAUGAAGCACUGACAGCAAAUCUCAAACAGUCUAAGGAAGCAAAUAAUACAAUUUUAUCUGAAAAUCCCGACAAACUGUUCUUAGUUUCGUUGGCUAAAGAUUUUUCUGCUAUCAAAGAGGAAUUUAAGUUAGAGGCCAAAGCUGAUAUGAUAAAUUUAAUUCGUAAAUAUAAAAAUAUGGGACAGUCAUCGAGGACAUUAAAUGAAAAUAGAUACCAAGGUGCAUUUCAAUAUGAACAUCAGUAUGGAUACCAGUCUGGAUAUCAGUCUGGAUCUGGAUAUCAGUCUGAAUUUCAGCCACAAUAUCCAAGUAAUCAAUCAGCGCCAAGAAAUGAAUCUGUCAGUUCACUCCAAAAUUUGGAUAGCAAUGAAUCGGUUACAAAUGACUCCGACAUCAUAUCUGACAUGUAUGAUGAUAUUGAAUAAAUCUUUUUCUCUUAUUCAUAAUCUAAGUGCACUUAUAACAAUUUACGGUUGAUUUUAAAAUGUAACAG